AUGACCCAGGACAUUGAGAACAAAGCCGCUCAAGGCAUCUCCUACUUUACUCCCGCGCAGGUACCACCCGCGGGCUCCGCCGCGAUUCCUCAGUCCGACGGAUCACAACCUCCCAAGCUCUUCCAGCCCCUCAAACUUCGAGGCUUGACAUUCCAGAACCGCAUCGGACUGUCCCCCCUCUGCCAAUACAGUGCCGACGAUGGACACAUGACCGACUGGCACAUGGCCCAUCUGGGUGGCAUUGCCCAGCGAGGACCUGGGUUUACCAUGGUCGAAGCCACAGCCGUCCAGCCCGAGGGUCGCAUCACCCCCCACGACCUCGGUCUCUGGAAAGACUCCCAGAUCGAGCCGCUUCGCCGGGUGGUCGAGUUUGUGCACAGUCAGAGUCAGAUCAUCGGCAUCCAGCUGGCUCACGCCGGCCGCAAAGCGAGCACGGUUGCGCCAUGGCUCAGCAUGGCGGCAACCGCGACAGAAAAAGUGGGCGGAUGGCCUAGCAACGUCAAGGGACCAUCCAACACGCCCUUUAUGGACAGCUUCCCCACCCCCAAGGCCAUGACCACUGCCGACAUUGAGCAAUUCAAGAAGGACUGGGUGGCGUCCGUCAAGCGCGCCAUCAAGGCCGGCGUGGACUUUGUGGAGAUUCACAAUGCCCACGGCUACUUGCUGAUGAGCUUCCUGUCGCCCGCGACCAAUGACCGCACCGAUGAGUACGGCGGCAGCUUCGAGAAUCGCAUCCGUUUGUCUCUCGAGAUUGCCAAGCUGACCCGCGAGAAUGUCCCCAAGGACAUGCCCGUUUUCCUUCGCGUGUCUGCGACAGACUGGUUGGAGGAGGAUCUGCCUGACCAGCCUAGCUGGCGGGUUGAAGACACCGUCCGGUUCGCAAAGGCCCUCGCCGAGAGUGGCAACGUUGACUUCCUGGACAUCAGCAGUGGCGGCAAUCACCAGAAGCAGCACAUUCACGCCAAGCCUGCCUUCCAGGCACCAUUUGCGGCCGAGGUCAAGAAAGCCGUUGGCGACCAGCUCAAGGUCGGCUCAGUUGGCAUGAUCACCGACGCCCAUCUGGCCAACAAGUUGUUGGACGAGGAGAACCUGGACUUUGUCUUGGUCGGUCGCGGUUUCCAGAAAAACCCCGGCUUGGUCUGGGCAUGGGCCGAUGAACUGAAUGUGGAGAUUUCCAUGGCGAACCAAAUUCGCUGGGGCUUUGGUUCCCGCGGCGGUGGUCCGUUCUUGAAGAAGCGACAGGAGAAGAUGUAA
Molecule: messenger RNA, 1254 nt
Organism: Penicillium diatomitis
Lineage: Eukaryota; Fungi; Ascomycota; Eurotiomycetes; Eurotiales; Aspergillaceae
Product: NADH:flavin oxidoreductase/NADH oxidase
Exons: 2
Coding region: 1-1254 (417 amino acids)
Cellular component (GO): intracellular anatomical structure
Molecular function (GO): FMN binding; NADPH dehydrogenase activity; NADP binding
Source: RefSeq, a predicted model, not a curated record